AUGGAAGCGAGUGUGUCGAUAGUCACGUUGGAGUCGGUGGCGCCGAAGCAGAGGGGAAGUUAUGGGUCUCGUGCGAGUGUGCGAGUGUCCCUAUGGAACUACCCGUCGUGGAUUGCGUAUCUGAUGGCGCUGUUUACGAUCUGUGCAGGAGUGUUCAGUUCGACUACCUCGACGUGGAUGAACAAGCAGAACGCGCCUUCCUGUAGCGGUUGCGAGCCGGAGCCGUUCGUGGGUGCUAUGUUACAAACGCAGCAGAUGUUCAUUGCCGAGUGCAUUGCGUUAAUUGUGUGGUUGAUCGAUAACUACUUUUCGGGUCGAGCAAAGAAAGCCCCGCUCUUCGAGUUCGUGACAGACAAGAUUGAGUUGACCGGACCCACGGGCCGGUGGUGGUUUUGGCCUUGCUGCGCGGUUUGCGACUUUGCUGCGACCCUCAUGAUCAACCACGCGUACCAGUACACGUUUGCGGCGACUGUGGAGAUGUUGCGGAAUUUCAUGGUGGUGAUGGCGGCGGUGUUCCAGGUGGUGCUGAUCCGAAAGUCCGUCACGGUGCACCAAUGGUUGGGAGUCCUGAGUAUCACUGUGGCGAUGAUCCUGACAGCAAUACCAGCUAUCAUAAGCCCCGACGACAGUUUGCACGAUGCUAGCGCAACUCGUACGGUCAUCGGAGUCGCGCUGGCCGUGGCCGGCACGACCGUGCAGGCGUUCCAACUCUUGGUCGAGGAGUGGCUCUUCCGAAAGGGAAGAUACCCCCCACUCAAGGCCGUGGGCUUGGAAGGCAUUACCGGAAUGAUCCUCACUUGCAUUGCCUGGCCAAUUUAUCAAAACACAGGAGCCGAAGACAUCACUGGCUCGUGGUACCAAUUGUUCCACAACAGGACACUUAUUGGAGUGACUCUGGGUUACCUGCCUUGUGGGACAAUAUUCAAUAUUUGUGGAUUAGGUACGACGAAGCUUGCUGGUGGCUUGCUACGAGGUGUGUGCUUCGCAGUUAGGGCUCCGUUGGUCUGGUUGGUAAGUAUGAUUGUUAAGUGGCAGUCAUACGAUAAUUAUUCACUCGCUUCGGCGAUUGUAUUCGCAUUGGGCUUUACAGUCUAUUGCAACUUCUAUGGACUCCUCGGAGACCAGGAGAAGUACCUCUGGCUAAGAAAGCCGGUUCCCUGCUUCUGCACCAAACCGGAGCUUGAUGAUCCGCCUUUCGGGCCCGAACGGCCUCUCUACGACGAAGAGUACGACCGAGACUACGAUCAAGGCGAUGAGGACGACGAUGAUGCUCAUCCUGAACAACAGAAUCUUGUUUAA
Molecule: messenger RNA, 1299 nt
Organism: Gregarina niphandrodes
Lineage: Eukaryota; Apicomplexa; Conoidasida; Eugregarinorida; Gregarinidae
Product: putative transmembrane protein
Exons: 1
Coding region: 1-1299 (432 amino acids)
Biological process (GO): transmembrane transport
Cellular component (GO): membrane
Molecular function (GO): transmembrane transporter activity
Source: RefSeq, a predicted model, not a curated record